Molecule: messenger RNA, 3136 nt
Organism: Rhincodon typus (whale shark)
Lineage: Eukaryota; Metazoa; Chordata; Chondrichthyes; Orectolobiformes; Rhincodontidae
Product: macrophage-expressed gene 1 protein
Exons: 1
Coding region: 97-2253 (718 amino acids)
Source: RefSeq, a predicted model, not a curated record
UGAAAUGAAACAGAAAUCCAUCACGGGAGCUCACUGGCCAAGAAGCUCAGCUCCGAGAAGGAGCUGCGAGGGGGAGAGAGACACUGCUCUGUCGGGAUGGGUCUGCUCUUGGCUCUUGUGAUCGUGUACCUUCUGGCUGUGGGGACAGCGCAGAAAGUGUCUAGUGCAGACGGUCUGAAGGAAUGUAGGACGAGCCAAAGCUUGACAGCUCUGGAAGUGCUGCCUGGGGGAGGCUGGGACAACCUGAGGAACUUGGACCGGGGCAGAGUGAUGAACACGAGCUACUCGCAAUGUAAGACCACCGAGGACGGAGCCUAUUUCCUCCCAGACCAGGUGUACGUGGUGCCGCUGAAGCGGACCAGUAUCGAGACGGUGUCCGAGCUGAUCGAGAACUGGCGCACUUACAAAAGCUCCACCAGCGCCUCGGUCAACGCCGAGGUCUCCUUCCUGUCCUUCCUGAACGGCAAGUUCUCCAUGGACAGCGAGAGGGUCAAAACUCACCAGGUGCGAGACAGCAGCAUGACCACCAGAACCCAGGUGAGGAACCUCAUCUAUCAGAUCAAAACCUAUCCCAAUUUCCAACUGGACCAGGGCUUUAAGGAUCGACUGAUUCAGAUAGGCAACUACAUGGAGAACAACCAGACAAGAGCCGUCUCCUACUACACCCAGCUGCUUGUUCUUAACUAUGGCACCCAUGUGUUGACUGGUGUCCAUGCUGGUGCCAAUCUGGUGCAAGAGGACCAAGUGAGAUCGAGCUUUGUGUCUGACAGCUGGAGUCGGAAGUCCACCAUCACCGCCUCUGCUGGUGCCACCUUCUUCCAUACUGUGAAUGUCGGCAUUGAUGGCAACGUCGAAACCAUGGCUGAAUUCACCAGGCAGUAUUUGGGCAACAGAUCCCACUCCAUGAUCGAGAGCAACGGUGGGAUUCCCUUUUAUCCAGGGAUGACACUGCAGAAGUGGCAGCAGGAGAUCACCAAUCAGCUGGUGGCCAUUGACAGGUCAGGACAACCCUUGAGUUUCUUUGUUAACCCACAAACUAUUCCAGAGCUCCCGGAACCCACAGUCAGGAAGCUAGCCCAGGCCGUUGACGAAGCCAUUUCCCUCUACUACACCGUCAACACGCAUCCCGGCUGUUUGGAUCUCCACUCCCCCAACUUCAACUUUAGGGCUAAUGUUGAUGAUGGGUCUUGCAAGGAUAUGGGCACAAAUUUCACCUUUGGGGGCAUCUACCAGGAAUGUACCGGGCUUUCAGGUGCAGAUGCCAGGCCCUUGUGCGAGGCACUGGAGCAGAAGAACCCGCUGACAGGGUCAUUCAGCUGCCCCUCUGAGUACACAGCUAUUCAGCUGCACACAGGGGUAGAGGAGGAAGCCUACAGUCAGUAUGAGUGUCAGCGGCGCUGCCAUUCAUGUUGGGCCUUCUUUAGCUGCUGCAAGGAUGUGUGCGGAGAUGCUUACUAUGUGCGCCGAGCCCAGUUUAAGGCAUACUGGUGUGCAGCCAUGGGCCCAGUGACCCAGUCCUCGGGCUACCUCUUUGGUGGCCUCUACAGUGCAGAUGCUGGGAACCCGCUGACCCAGACCCGCUCGUGCCCGCCAUCCUUCUACCCAUUGAACCUCUUCCAAGACCUGAAGAUCUGCGUGAGUGAUGACUACGAGAUGGGACUCCGCUACUCUGUGUCCUUUGGCGGCUUCUUCACCUGUGAUGUUGGCAACCCACUGGUCCAGCAUUCCAAAGCAGGACUGGACACUGUCAUGAAAACAGAGCCGAGUGCUUACCCCAAGAAAUGCCCGAAGGGUUACAGUCAACACCGAGCCAUCAUCAGUGAUGGGUGUCAAAUACUCUACUGUGUGAAAUCUGGUGCCUUUGAUGGGUUCAAUUUGCCCCGCAUCAAUCUUCCCCCAUUCUCACAGCUCCCUCUUCUGACUGCCAGUGCCACUAACACUGUGGUUGUUCUCUCUCAAUACCAAGAGCCUUGGCUUAAGGACACUCAGACCAAACUGUGGAGAACAGCCCACGGAUCCGAAGUUCACGAGUUGUUUAGCAAGAGUUCUUCCGGCGGGGCCACAGCCGCCAUUUCUGUUACUGUUACCCUGGCCCUGGUGGCUCUGAUUGCAUUUGCUUGCUAUGGUAGGAAGCGAUGGAGAAACCGUGGUUACCAUGCAUUGGAGAGAUCCUCAGUGAUUUCCAACGCUGAGACUGAAGAACAUCAAGACCCAUCGGACUCAUAUCCUCAAGGCCAGAACAGUGGUGUCUGAUCAGAAAAGAUACACCAUUGGGUUGGGGGAGGGGGUGAAAUUGGGGCUGAGUACCUUGGUGCAUCUCAUUAAAUUGGACUGGCCUGCAGUGUCUUCCUCAUUUAUUUUUAUCCCUGUCUUAAAUUUAUUCCAUUGCACCUGCUUUAUUUCUCAGUGAUUCUUGGAUUCUCAGCAUUAUAUUUUGCUUAAUAGCAUACUUGGGUACAACUCAUUAAAUUGGAAGAAGGACUAGGGUGCGGAUAUUCCUAUUUUCAGUCAUUUGUUAGUAUGGUGAAAGCAAAUCAGUCAGUGGGUUGGUUGAAUGAUAAGGAGACAAGAUGGUUUAUUGAUGGAAAUGGGAAGUGAGCAGGAGAGAUGGAUUAGGCAAGUGUGAUAUUGAAGGGGACGGGACAGUCACCAGAAGUGUGGAUUAAACUGGGUUGGGAAAUAAGAGGUAUGAGGAAUGAAUAUAAUAGUGUGGGUAUGGACUGACUAGGAUAUUCGAGGGUUUGGAAAUGAGGAGGAAAUUGAGAUUAGACCAUGUGAUAGGGUGAAACGGUUUUUGUCUGAAAACAUUCUGUGAUUUGAUCUUUCUCGAAUUCCAUAAGUUUUCUUAAAAUUCUCAGCAUUAUAUUUUUGUUUAAUAGCACUGGUCAAUGUAUGGUACGGAUUUAUACAAAACACCCAGAUUUGAUAUUGUGAGUGUUCUAUCAACUGGGCUUGUGAAUGGAGUGACUGGGGAAGUUAAAUGUAAUUUUUACUACCCACGGUAAAUAUUGGGUGUGACAGACUCAAACUGAAAUCAACUGCGGAAACUGCUAAUAAAAUCUCAUGAGACAAAAAAAAGAUCAAACUUUGAAAUGGAAUAGAUGUGCGUUUGCUAAAUAAAAACGAGCUGAAUCUA